Molecule: messenger RNA, 1740 nt
Organism: Enhydra lutris kenyoni (northern sea otter)
Lineage: Eukaryota; Metazoa; Chordata; Mammalia; Carnivora; Mustelidae
Product: kelch like family member 35
Exons: 6
Coding region: 1-1740 (579 amino acids)
Molecular function (GO): protein binding
Source: RefSeq, a predicted model, not a curated record
AUGCUGGAGGGCCCAGCGCUGGAGGAGUCUGAACCCGGCUCCCUGGCGCCGUGCGCGGGGUCCUGCCACGCACAGCGCGUUCUACAGACUCUCAACGCGUACCGGCGGAGCGGCACUCUCACAGACGUGGUGCUGCGCGCCGGUGGCUGCGACUUCCCGUGCCACCGCGCGGCGCUCAGCGCGGGCAGUGCCUACUUCCGCAGCCUGUUCGCAGCCGGGCAACCGGAGCGCGGUCUGGCCGUGGUGCCCCUGGCGCCCGUGGCCUCGGAGGCGGGGCCGGACGCGGCGGCUGCGCUGGCAGUGGUGCUCGACUACGUGUACGGCGCGGGCGUGCGCCUGCGCGCUGAGGAUGAGGCGGCGGCCGUGCUGGCGCUGGCUGAGCGGCUGGGCGUGGCGGGCCUGCGCGAGGCCUGCGCCAGCUUCCUGGAGGGCCGUCUGCGCGCCGCCAACAGUCUGGCGCUGCGCCGCGUGGCCGCCGCCUUCUCGCUUGCCUCGCUGGCCGAGCGCUGUGGCCACGUGCUGCGCCAGGCUUUCGUCGAAGUGGCUCGCCACGCCGACUUCCUGGAGCUGGCGCCCGACGAAGUAGCGGCGCUGCUGGCCGACCCGGCGCUGGGCGUGGCGCGGGAGGAGGCCGUGUUCGAGGCGGCCAUGCGCUGGGUGCGUCACGACGCGCCGGCCCGCCGUGGGCAGCUGCGGCGCCUGCUGGAGCACGUGCGUCUGCCCCUGUUGGCGCCCGCCUACUUCGUGGAGAAGGUGGAGGCCGACGAGCUGCUGCAGGCCAGCCGCGAGUGCCGCCCGCUGCUGCUCGAGGCCCGCGCCUGCUUCAUCCUGGGCCACGAGGCCGGCGCGCUGCGGGCCCGGCCGCGGAGAUUCAUGGACCUAGCUGAAGUGAUCGUGGUCAUCGGCGGUUGCGACCGCAAGGGGCUCCUGAAGCUGCCCUUCACCGAUGCCUACCAUCCAGAGAGCCGGCGCUGGACCCCACUGCCCAGCCUCCCAGGCUACACACGCUCAGAGUUCGCUGCCUGUGCUCUCCGCAAUGACGUCUAUGUUUCCGGAGGCCACAUCAACAGCCGUGAUGUGUGGAUGUUUAGCACCCCUCUGCACACCUGGAUCAAGGUGGCCUCGCUGGUCAAGGGCAGGUGGAGGCACAAGAUGGCAGUCAUGCAGGGGCAGCUGUUCGUAGUAGGCGGCUUCGAUGGUCUUCGGCGCCUGCGCAGUGUAGAACGCUACGACCCCUUCUCCAACAGCUGGGCGGCCGCGGCGCCGCUCCCCGAGGCGGUGAGCUCGGCGGCAGUGGUGUCCUGCGAGGGCAGGAUCUACGUGAUCGGGGGUGCCGGCCAGGACGGUGUCAGCACCAACAAGGUGCAGUGCUUUGACCCCAAGGAGGACCGGUGGAGCCUGCGAUCUCCAGCACCUUUCUCACAGCGGUGUCUCGAGGCUGUCUCCCUUGAGGGCACCAUCUAUGUGGUGGGGGGCCUCAUGAGCAAAAUCUUCACCUAUGACCCUGGCACAGAUGUCUGGGGGGAGGCAGCUGUCCUCCCCAGCCCUGUGGAGAGCUGUGGUGUGACUGUGUGUGACGGGAAGGUCCACAUCCUUGGUGGGCGGGAUGAUCUCGGGGAGAGCACCGACAAGGUCUUCACCUUUGACCCCAGCAAUGGGCAGGUAGAAGCCCAGCCAUCCCUACAACGCUGUACCAGCUCCCAUGGCUGUAUCACCAUCAUUCAGAGCCUGGGCAGGUGA